UCACUCAACAGAGCAGAGAGAAAGAAGAGCUUUCUGUCUUUCUUCCUCUGGUUGGUUUUCUUAGUGUGUAGGGUACAGUGGCAGUACAACUGACAAGUUGCUGGUGUAGCUGAGUUGGUGGAGCUGUUUCUUACCUCAACAGUUAGAAUUGUGUUCCUCAAGUGAAAUCGCCCCACUCUGCGCACAAUGUUACGGAGGAAACCCUCAAAUGCUUCAGAAAAGGAGCAGGGCCAGGUGCAGAAGAAGAAGCUGACACUGCAGAGGUCCAGCAGCUUUAAAGAUUUCAUGAAGCCCAAGCCAUCUUCACCUGUAGUAAAUCCUGAGCUGUCCCUGGAGGAGUCGCUACCAGAGGGUGAAGUCCAAGAGAACACUGAAAAAAACAGUGGAAAGUUAGGGAAGAAAUGGAGGAACGUCAUCACACGCACAAUGACCCGAAAGACAUCCAAGAUGGUACAAAAGGUUCUUGCAGAAGAAGGGCUCGAAAGUGGUGAAGAUAGCUCUAUGUCUCCUAUAUCUCCUAAUGACUGGACUCCAGACCUGAGUGCUGGGAACCGGAUAUCUGUGUGCUCCAACAGUUCAGAAGACACGAUUCAUUCUCCCCUGUGCCGUCAGCUUUCUGGAUGUGGGGACAGGCAAAGUCUGGACAGUGGCUUCAGUCAAAGGGACAGUAUGGAAAGCACUUAUAAUGGACCAUUUUGUGGCAGGGCUCGUGUACACACUGACUUCACCCCCAGUCCUUAUGACAUUGACUCCCUCAAACUACAGAAAGGUGAUAUCAUCCAGAUAAUUGAGAAGCCACCAGUGGGCACUUGGACUGGUAAGCUCAACAACAAAGUGGGCUCCUUCAAGUUCAUAUAUGUCACCAUACUCCCAGACGAGGACACACCACCAAGGAGAAAGCGAUGCCAUAGUCAGGGACGGCACAAUAAACCCAAACCGAAAACACUGGAGGAAGUUUUGGAUAGGAUUGGCCUAAAAGAUAUGGAAUCUCUUCUUUCCAUGCAUGGUUUCCAAAGUUUGGAGGACUUUAGUGGACUGAAGGAAUCCCACAUGAAUGAGCUGAACAUCACAGAUCCAGAGGAGCGCACCAAGCUGCUGACAGCAGCUGAACUGCUUCAUGAUUCUGAAGACGAGUCUGAUGAAGAGAAGGAGAGUGUUGAGGAGAAGGUUGACAUGCCACGGGACUCAGGUUGCUAUGAGAGCACAGAAAACCUGGCGAAUGGGCGUGAGGAGGCUGACACAGAGCCCAAAAUGGAACCUGGCGCAGCUAACAAUGUAGAAACCAAUCAACAGCUCGAAGCAGUCCAGGAGAAGCUGCAAGAUCUGACUGUGGAGGAGUCAGAGUCCUGAGAGCAUUGAAUAUACGCUGGAAAAACUCUACUGCUGUGCUUCAGGUACUCCAAUUCCUUCACUGAUGGAUCAGAAGUGUUUGUAGCAGCCCAUCUCCCAUGAAUAACCUACUUCAAAUGCAAAGUCAUGACUGCUGAAUUCCAGUGAAUCUGAAAAUUCUCAUUUUAUUUUAGGGAGGUUUUAUAAUGUCGGCACACUGAAUGGACAGUUUUGAUUUUUUGUUUUUAUUCUUCUGAAUGUUUUAAUAGCUUUUACAUGAAUUAUACUGUAAACAGAAUAAAAAUGGUUGUUAUCCAUUGGUCGAGGUUAUACAUUUACCUGGCCAUAAUGCUGUUAUAUCAGUUAAAAUUGGAUAUGUAUGAGUUGUUUUUGUUUAACUAUUUGAUGUAAUAUUAUAAAUUGUGCUUUUAUGGUGGCACUGUGUCCUUGCACCUACAGAGUUGAGGGUUCAAUUCCCUGGCUCAGGUCUGUGUGCAUCGAGGAAUGGAAUAGUCUUGACUCCGGGCUUCCUGUGACCCUGUACAAGAAAGGGGUAUAGAGAAUGAGUGAGAGAAUGUACAAUAUAGUAUGAUCUAUUGUUAUUUUUACAAUAUUUAAAUUUUUUACUUAUUUUCAAGAGGCUUGGGGGGUGGGGGGGGGCUAGGUAACUCGGUGCUUAAGGCGCUGAACUGCUGAUCAGGAGCUCACCGGUUUGAGCCCCAGUGCCACCAUGCUACCACUGUUGGGCCCUAAAACAAGGUCCUUCACACUCAACUGCUCAGAUACAAUCGGGCAUGGAGCUGCCAACCCAACUCUGAAAGAAAACUGCCACUGUAACGAUGGAUAUCUUUCCAGGAGUAGGGAGCACUGAUCUCCUGAAGGCACACCCCUAUCCCCCCACACCACCCCUUACUUAAAAAGAGAACCAGUACUACAUUGAAGCUGUAAGUUAUGCUUUGUGAUCUUUGUUCUAUACAUGUUCAGUUAUGAACAUUAAUUAUUGUAUGUAUGUUUUUUCCAUAUUUUUGUCAGUUUUAUUGUAAUUGCUACAUUUGUUUGUGUGUUGUUUAUCUUGUUUAAUGUUUUUACAAACCUUUUGCAAAUACUGUGGACACAGCAUGUUUCUGCGAUCUUUUGAUCAAAAUGCUUAUGCUACAAAUUGGAUUCUAUUAUAAAUAAAAGCUGUA
This is a messenger RNA of Clarias gariepinus (North African catfish), 2516 nucleotides long. RefSeq names its product SAM and SH3 domain containing 3 (gene sash3). The record is from RefSeq and is a predicted model, not a curated record. Lineage: Eukaryota; Metazoa; Chordata; Actinopteri; Siluriformes; Clariidae. The coding region runs from base 187 to 1350 and encodes 387 amino acids. The transcript is spliced from 8 exons. Gene Ontology annotation, molecular function: protein binding.